UCUUUUCCCAUUCCAAGAUGGCGGCCGGAGGCACCGGCGGAGGCGAGGCGGGAAGCGGCGGACCAGAGUGAAGCCUCCGCGGAGCCCCCUCUCCCUGAGCGGGGCCGCCGCGUGGCAGGCUGCUCCCGCCUCCGGCCUGGGCCGCCGCCGCGGGGGACCCCGGGGCCUGCUCUAGGGGCAGAGCCGCGGGCUGGAGCGAGGCUGGAGCCCGCCGGGACCUUGUCCUGUAGACGGGAACGGGGGAAGGAGCCCAGACGUGGCAACACAUUCUCAGGCUCCUGCAGGACCGCCAUGGCUUAUGAUGACUCCAAGAAAAAAGAAGAGUGCUUAGAGGGUGACCGAAGCAUUGAUGACGUGGGGCUGGCAGCAGGUAGAACCCAGCGAGAGAAAAAACGCUCUUACAAGGAUCUGCUGCGGGAAGAGGAGGAAAUAGCAGCUCAGGUCAGAAAAACCUCAAAGAAAAGGUUGAAGGACAGCGACCUCUUCUUCUUGGGGACAGAAUCUCAUAAGAAGAAGAGGAAGCAUUCCUCUGAUGAGUUCUUCUACGGAGACCUUUCACCUUUGGAGUUGCCAUCAAAGAAGAAGAAAAAAGCAGUCUCAAGCCCAACCUCUUCUGACACAGCCAUGGAUCUUCUUAAGGCUAUCACCUCACCUCUUGCCACGGGCUCCAAGCCCUCAAAAAAGACAUCUGAAAAAUCAUCCUUCUCUGCCUUUGCUGCCACUGGCUAUUCAGAGAGCAAGAAGGAGCACCAUAAGAAGAAACUGAGUGGUAGCAGUGGAGAGCUGUCACUGGAUGAUGGCAGCUUCCACAAAUCCAAAAAGAUGAAGCCGCUCUAUGUAAACACAGAGACACUGACCCUGCGUGAGCCUGAUGGUUUGAAGAUGAAGCUCAUCCUUUCACCUAAAGAGAAGGGGGGCAGCACAGUAGACGAGGAGUCAUUCCCAUACUCUUCACCACCAACAGCAGCAAAAAAAUCCUCCAAAAAAUCAGGUCGAGAUGAACAAGGCUCUUUCCUCCUGGGUCAUGAGCUUCAAAGCUUCCUGAAAUCAGCUCGGAAGAAGCACAAGCCACUGCCAGACUCACAUCCACUGCCAGUCCCGGAGGGAUUUGGCCCUGACACCUCUCUGUUCUCAGAAGGUCAUGGGAGUGAAUAUGACCUUUCAAGUAUGGAGCCACCCUUGGAAUCAGGUUCAUCAUCUGGUGGGGAGCUGGAGGCCGGAGAGCUGGUGAUAGAUGACUCCUACCGGGAGAUCAAGAAGAAGAAGAAGUCAAAGAAAAGCAAGAAAAAAAAGGACAAGGAGAAACACAAGGAGAAGAAGCACUCCAAGUCUAAGAAGAGUUCUGGACUCCCUGCCUCUGUAGCAGUAGCAGAAGUUAUGGUGACACCACCGCCACCCCCUCCACCCAGCACUCCAUUUGUCCUUCCUGUGCCUCCCCCCCCACCUCCUGUUUUCCACACAGACGGACAAAGUGAGAAGAAAAAGAAAAAAGAAGAGAAGGAGAAGGAAAAAGCUGAGAAAGCAGAAAAGGAUAAAGAAAAGCCAAAGAAGAAGAACAUGUCUGCCUACCAAGUGUUCUGUAAGGAAUAUCGAGUGACCAUUGUGGCUGAGCAUCCAGGGAUAGAUUUUGGGGAGUUGAGCAAAAAACUGGCAGAAGUGUGGAAGCAGCUGCCUGAAAAGGAUAAACUGGUUUGGAAGCAGAAAGCUCAAUAUCUGCAGCAUAAGCAGAAUAAAGCAGAGGCCACAACAGUGAAGAGGAAGGCAUCCUCAUCAGAGGGUGCCCCAAAAGUGAAAGCUUCCCCCGCAGGUAUGCUUUCACCUCAUAAGAAGUCCCCCUCCAGCACUGUGGUGUUAUCCUCCUCACCAGCCAAAGCCCCUGAUACAGAUCCCAUUGAUGUAGCUGCACAUCUACAGUUACUGGGUGAAUCUCUGAGCCUCAUUGGACACCGGCUGCAAGAGACAGAGGGGAUGGUGGCUGUAUCAGGAAGUUUGUCAGUACUUCUAGAUUCUAUUAUCUGUGCCCUGGGCCCUUUAGCAUGCCUGACCACACAACUACCUGAGCUGAAUGGCUGCCCUAAGCAAGUUCUGUCAAACACACUAGACAACAUCGCCUACAUCAUGCCUGGACUCUGACAAGAAAGGACCCUGGGAUGUACCUGCUUCCACGUUACUGACUUGUGUACAUAGGCGCUAUAUCGGCACUCUCUAAGGGCUCCGUGUGUAGGGUUUUAAAGUUUUAUAUCUGUAUAGUAUAUACAUAGGAUUGUAACUAUUUUACUUUUAUUAAUUAUAUGAAAAGUUGUGACGUAAGCUGAGCGAAUCCUUUCCUGUUGGUGGGAGAGACCUACUCAAUGUAUUCUCCAGUCAGAAGGUUUUUGCGUGGUUGAGUCAUAAAACUUUUGAUAUAUCAGCCUUAAAUUCAAAGAAGCCUUUUUGGGGAAUUGGCCUGAGCAAGACUAUCUGUUGAUGGACAGGUGCACAGGCUUGUUUGUUUUGGACCAAGCAAUAGUGCUGGACUCAUCACCAGCCCUGUUUCUAACUUCUAUUGAAAUGCACUGCUUUGCGGGAGGACUGGAUGGCUGAUGGAAGAUAAAGGCUUUGACCUCUAGGUCAUUUCUUCCAACCCCCAGGUCAUUGGUGUUACUAUCUGCUGACUGGCUGGUAGCUUGUGUUAAAAUAGUUGUGGAGAUGGUGAAGAAUCUGUUCUCUUCUAGUGGACUUGCACCUACAUCAUCAUCAUCACUAGAUGCCAACCUCAGAAGAGCGCCAAAGAUUGAAUGGACUGAGGAGAAUGAACCACCCUCUUAAUUUCUCCAGAUCAGGGCUGUACCACCCUGGUGAGAAGGAGAGGGCAAUAUGUAGGAGAAACUUGCACUGCCUCUGCCCAUCUGUACCUGUUUUGUGGGUAGAGGACUUUGUUUCUAAGAGCGUUGAUCCCAUCAUCCCUUUCACCAGCAGUAUUGAAAAAGAUUUAUGGAACCCUCCUGGUGGUGCUGAAUUAUCUAGAGACAGUGCUUAUUAGAUUUUAUUUAAUGGUUGUUAAAGACUGAAGAGGUUCUUGCUGAGCGGAACAUGGGUUGAGUGGACAGAUCCCACCUGAGCUGCUCCUUCUCCAAAGUGAGCUGCAGGAAAGCAUUUGAUUCUCAUGUAGGUAUGCGUGUGUAUGCGUGGUGUAUUUAACUUUUACCAAUAUCUGUAAUGGAUUUUAAUUUAUCCUGUAUAUUUCUGUAUAUAUAUGUGUGUGUAUAUAUAUAUAAUUUAAAAACAAAAAAGCCUUCCCUCCACCAAUCGUGUGUGGAAAAUAUGAAUCAGCUGUGCUCACCCCCCACCCUACAGGAAUUAGCUGCUACUGUUGUAGCCUGCAUAGACUUUGCAAGAGGGAAUAGCGACAACAGGGUGGUAAGCCCUUGUGAAGAACAGUGUGUCCAGGGAUGUUGGUUGGAAGCUGAAAUGGAGACCCAUUUAUUCUGGGCCCAGCCUCCCCAUCCCUUAUCAUUUAUAGGUUUUAAAGUAGCAGAAGAAGGCUGCUUCUGUUUUGAAUUCUGGAUUCUCUCUUUUCCAUGGCAGCUGGAAGUGAGCUGUACCUCAGUAUGGCUGAGCUCUAAAUCUGUCAUGAUUAAGCAAAUCCUCAGAUGUGUAGAGGGAAGCUUCCACCCAAUCUCUCUACUGUGUAGUCCCCAGCUGCACAUACAUGGUAAAUGUUGUCUUGCAGGGCUUCCUCUCUUCCCAGUUCAGUUCUGCUUUGUUGGUCAGUCAGUAGGGCUGGGUUGGUGGGUGAAACAGAAGGCUCUUAUAGAGCAUAUAGAAGAUUUGGGCCCAGGCCUCAGACCUAGAUAUACACCUCUCAAAAAUAUGUGGCUAAUCCCAAGCAGCAUUUGAGGGAGGUGGGGGUGGGCAGAGAGAUCACAGUGGGCUUCUGGACCCUCACCAAAGCCUCUAUUCUAAGAAAUGGCAUAAAACACCUGCCUGUGUUUCCAACUGUCCACAAUGGAGAGCACUGUAGUGAAUGAUAUAUACAGGCGAGUCUCAUCUUAUGCGAGGGUUCCGUUCCGCUGUUAGCGCGUAAAGUGAAAACUGCAUAUAGUCAAAAUUACAUUGAGUUGAAUGGUGGGCGGAAUCGCCCGCACUACAGAAACAGUAUUUAAAUUGUUAUUUUUCUCUCUUGUUUUUGCCGACUGCGUAAAGCUGAAAUUGCGCAUGUUAAAUGCACAUAAGAUGCGACAGGCCUGUAGUCAGAUCUCUAUCUAAGGAACGGAAGGGGAUCAGUCAGCUAUAGCUUUGCCAUCUGUAUAACGAUAAACUCUUGAAGAGUUUAAAAACCAACCACACACACAAACCCUAAUGUAUUGUAUUUUUAUUUAAAAUUUGUAAACAUUUGUAUAAUCUGUAUCUUGUGGUAUUUGGUACUAGAGGGAAAACUUUGGACUGAGACCUAACAGUUUUUAUAUUUUUGUUAUUUUUCUUGCCAUUUGGUCCAGAUUGCAUUACAGUUGUAUAAAGAAACUUUUUUGUACUGUACUUACAUAUAAUUUUUUUAACA
Messenger RNA from Mauremys mutica (yellowpond turtle), 4540 nucleotides. It is a transcript of the gene HMGXB4, whose product is annotated as HMG-box containing 4. Bases 292 to 2133 code for a protein of 613 amino acids. The record is from RefSeq and is a predicted model, not a curated record. NCBI's taxonomy places the organism in Eukaryota, Metazoa, Chordata, Testudines, Geoemydidae. The transcript has 11 exons.